Molecule: messenger RNA, 5338 nt
Organism: Oncorhynchus kisutch (coho salmon)
Lineage: Eukaryota; Metazoa; Chordata; Actinopteri; Salmoniformes; Salmonidae
Gene: vps4a
Product: vacuolar protein sorting 4 homolog A
Exons: 11
Coding region: 214-1524 (436 amino acids)
Biological process (GO): vacuole organization; endosomal transport
Molecular function (GO): ATP hydrolysis activity; ATP binding
Source: RefSeq, a predicted model, not a curated record
AGAGUGACGCAGACGCUGCAUGAACGUCUGUAGUUACCACUAGCUACGGUUGUUGCUGUUGCCUGGGCAGUGGCUGUCAAAUAUAGGCUAGCGAAGCUACCUUUGUCAUGAUUUUGUAGCAACCCCUCUCCUGAAAAUAUAGCAACCAUAUUUUGAAAGAUACCUUGAAUUAGCAUCAGAGACGCUGGGCGAAGAGAAAAAGAGUGAGAUGAAAUGACAACGUCAACAUUACAGAAAGCGAUUGAUCUUGUGACCAAAGCCACAGAGGAGGACAAGAACAAGAACUAUGAGGAAGCCUUGCGCCUUUACCAGCAUGCAGUGGAGUACUUCCUGCAUGCUAUCAAGUAUGAGGCACACAGUGACAAGGCAAAGGAGAGCAUACGUGGGAAGUGUAUGCAGUACCUAGACCGGGCUGAGAAACUCAAAGAUUUCUUGAAAAACAAAGAAAAAACAGGGAAGAAGCCUGUCAAGGAAGCACAGAGUAAUGAUAAGAGUGACAGUGACAGCGAGGGUGAAAACCCAGAGAGAAAGAAACUGCAGGAGCAACUGAUGGGUGCCAUUGUGAUGGAAAAGCCCAAUGUCCGGUGGAACGAUGUAGCUGGGCUAGAGGGAGCUAAGGAGGCCCUGAAGGAAGCUGUAAUCCUGCCCAUUAAAUUCCCUCACCUCUUCACAGGCAAACGCACUCCAUGGAGAGGGAUUCUUCUCUUUGGACCCCCUGGGACGGGAAAGUCUUACCUGGCCAAAGCAGUAGCCACAGAAGCCAACAACUCCACCUUCUUUUCUGUGUCAUCAUCAGACCUCAUGUCCAAGUGGCUUGGAGAGAGUGAGAAACUGGUGAAGAACCUGUUUGAUCUUGCCCGCCAGCACAAGCCCUCCAUCAUCUUUAUUGACGAGGUGGACUCGCUCUGUGGCUCCAGGAAUGAGAAUGAGAGUGAGGCAGCCCGGCGGAUUAAGACCGAGUUCCUGGUACAGAUGCAAGGUGUGGGCAACAACAACGAUGGAAUCCUCACCCUUGGGGCCACUAACAUUCCCUGGGUUCUGGAUGCUGCCAUCCGUAGAAGGUUUGAGAAGCGUAUCUACAUCCCUCUCCCAGAGGAGCCCGCCAGGUCACAGAUGUUCCGGCUGCACCUGGGCAACACACCCCACAGCCUGAGUGACGCAGACCUUCGUCAGCUCGCCAAAAAGACAGAAGGCUACUCCGGGGCUGACAUCAGCGUCAUUGUACGAGAUGCCCUCAUGCAGCCUGUCAGGAAAGUGCAGUCAGCCACACACUUCAAAAAGGUGCGAGGGCCAUCCCGUGCCAACAGUCAAUUGAUGGUGGAUGACCUUCUGACCCCGUGUUCGCCUGGGGACCCAGCUGCCAUAGAAUUAACCUGGAUGGAUGUGCCUAGCGACAAGCUGCUGGAACCCAUCGUCUGCAUGUCUGAUAUGCUGCGGUCACUGUCCACCACGCGUCCGACAGUCAACAGUGAAGACUUGUUCAAGGUCAGGAAGUUCACAGAGGACUUUGGACAGGAGGGCUAAGAGGCCCUGGUCAGCCAGGGGCUUCACUACUCCUUACCCUGUUUCUCCUCUCAAGCCCCAUUCAUACAACCUCCUGUCAAGUAGUAGCUACAGUACUACCACACUACAAACUUGAAUUUGUUCAACUAACCUGCAUUGGCAAGAAUGAUGGAGCAUUUAACCUCAUACCAUUUCCCUCCGAUCAUACACUAUUGCAGUCCUGAAGACAGACUAUAUAUUUUUUUGCCAUCCUGCACUUUAAGUUGUUAAUCAUUAUGAAGGAAGGGUGAAGAGCUUUUGAACAAUUGCAUUUAACAUAGCUCUUGUCUUGCAUGUGUGUAAGUCAUAGGCUGCGUUUAAAUAGGCAGCACAAUUCUGCUUUUUUUUCCACUAAUUGGUCUAUUGACUAAUUGGAUCAGCUCUGAAGAUCUGAUGUGAAUGGUAAAAAUACCGAUUUGUGGAAAACAAUAUCAGAAUUGGGCUGCCUGUUUCAACGCAGCCUUAAUGUAUGUCUUGUGUAGGAGUGCUCGGCUUUUAAAUUAAUUGAGUUGACUGACCAUAGCUGCCCCCUCUCCCAGUCCCCACUAGAGCUGUCCCUAUUUUACAGGCAGUGUUACUUACGAUUAUUUAUUUUUAUCUCGUCAAGAUUUGUUGACUGUAUGAGUGACUGAGGACACAGCUGAUCAUUGAGUGGGAGAGGUGUUUACAUUUCAGUAUUUCUCUGACAUGUUAUGUGACUGAAGAUGGGGACAAGAGCCCUUUUCUAUUUCUGGAUUUGAGCAUUGAAAAUAAUAGUUCCAUGACAGACAUGAUCAUAUUGUCAAGUGUUGCUAUGUCUGUAUAGUUGGGGGGUGUCAGUUCUGGUCCCAGAGGGGAUCUCACUGCAGUUACACAUAUCCUUGAUAGCCUGACUUAGUAAAUCCAGAAUUCAAAAAUAAAAAGAUGUUUGUCAUUAUUCCAUUUCAACUUUACAUUACCCAUGUUAUUACAGUUGAAGUCAGAAGUUUACAAACACUUCAGCCAAAUGCAUUCAAUUCCUGACAUUUAAUCCUAGUAAAAAUUCCCUAUUUUAGGUCAGUUAGGAUCACCUCUUUAUUUUAAGAAUGUGAAAUGUCAGAAUAAUAGUAGUGAUUUAUUUCAGCUUUUGUUUCUUUCAUCACAUUCCCAGUGGGUUAGAGGUUUACAUACACUCAAUUAGUAUUUGGUAGCAUUGUCUUAAAAUAGUUGAACUUGGGUCAAACGUUUCGGGUAGCCUUCUACAAGCUUCCCACAAUAAAUUUGGUGAAUUUUGGCCCAUUCCUCCUGACAGAGCUGGUGUAACGGAGUCAGGUUUGUAGGCCUCCUUGCUCGCACACGCUUUUUCAGUUCUGCCCACACAUUUUCUUUGGGACUGAGGUCAGGGCUUUGUGAUGCCACUCCAAUACCUUGACUUUAUUGUCCUUAAGCCAUUUUGCCACAACUUUGGAAGUAUGCUUGGGGUCAUUGUCCAUUUGGAAGACCCAUUUGCGACCAACUGUAACUGUCUUGAGAUAUUGCUUCAAUAUAUCCAGAUAAUUUUCAUUCCUCAUGAAGCCAUCUAUUUUGUGAAGUGCACCAGUCUCUUCUGCAGCAAAGCGCCGCCUACCUGUGCGUCACAGUUGGGAUGGUGUUAUUCGGCUUGCAAGCCACCCACUUUUUCUCCAAACAUAAUGAUGGGCAUUACGGCCAAACAGUUCUAUUUUUGUUUCAUCAGACCAGAGGACUCAUUUUACUGUGGCUAUAGAUACUUCUGUACCGGUUUCCUCCAGCAUUUUUGCUGUUGUUCUGGGAUUGAUUUGCACUUUUCGCACCAAAGUACGUUCAUCUCUAGGAGACAGAACGCAUCUCCUUUGUGAGCGGUAUGACGGCUGCGUGGGCCCAUGGUGUUUAUACUUGCGUACUAUUGUUUGUACAGAUGAACGUGGUACCUUCAGGCGUUUUGAAAUUGCUCCCAAGGAUGAACCAGACUUGUGGAGGGCUACAAUUUGUUUUGAGGUCUUGGCUGAUUUCUUUAAAUUUUCCCAUGAUGUCAAGCAAAGAGGCACUGAGUUUGAAGGUAGGCCUUGAAAUACAUCCACAGGUACACCUCUCAUUGACUCAUGUCAAUUAGCCUAUCAGAAUCUUCUAAAGCCAUGAUAUAAUUUUAUAAUUUUCCAAGCUGUUUAAUGGCACAGUCACAGUAAACUUCUGACCCACUGGAAUUGUGAGUGAAAUCAUCUGUAAACAAUUGUUGGAAAAAUUACUUGUGUCAUGCACAAAGUAGAUGUCCUUACCGACUUGCCAAACUGUAGUUAAAUUUGUAGAGUGGUUGAAAAACUCGUUUUAAUGACUCCAACCUAAGUAUGUAAACUUCUGACCUUGACUGUAUAUAGCAGAUGACUGGCUAAGACUACAACCUUUAUUCAUUUCUACCCAUAUUUUAGUCCACAAGUUUUGAAUCAGGUAAUUUAAAACAGAUACAUGUGCUGCCUUUCCAAUUGAUGUAACUAAACUUUCCACACACAUUAAUUUGAAAAAGCAGUUUAUUAAAAACUAAAACUACAAUAUUCAUUGAAUUUCAUGGGAUAAAAAAUGUCUAUGUACAUGAAUACAGCAAACCAAAUCCUAUUGGUUACUUGAACCUGCCAAAGGUUAACCAACAUCCAUUCAAAAAACAAAGCAACAUUGGUGAAUUAAAUUUAACUUAUGCAUGUUAAUCACAUACUUUUGGAUAUUCAUCAGACACACAGUGAAAGAAAUAGGAUUUUGUAAGCAGUAACUGAGGACUGAACUGUGGAAUACUUGAAAGCUUGAAUACUACCAUCACCCCAUUGAUUUGGAUAAUUACUGCUAGGUACAUGCAUUCUAUGACAACACAUUUUUACAACCAGGUGCAUAAUCUGUGUAGUAGUAAACAUUAAGAUAUUCAUUCAUUUAUUUAAACUGCGAUCAAGGAUGUUAAUGAAGUUACACUUUAUUGCGUUUUGAUUGGCUCUCUACAGCUGGGGCUGCCCUUUUAUUGCGAUGAUGAGGGAAGGUUGGCAUCAAGUCAGCCUCACAAGCUAAAAAGAGAGAGACCUUAAUCACUUCUUUAAUUUCACAAACACUGAUCCAAUCAUUUCUGUCAUAUAACCCUGAGGCCACACUUACGCAAAGGUUUCUCCUUAAAGUAGGAACUCUCCAAGCAGUCCUUAGCUGUGGCCCUAAGAGAGAAACACUUGUGAGCCAUGGAGGAGUGAAAGGAAGUAUACUGCACAUGUGUUAAUGGAAGGUUUCUGUGUAAAUAUGUGAAUGACGCAAUGUGUAGAACUGUAUACAGGUCUCUUCAUGCAUGUAUGUAUUUAUAAUGCUGAGAAGUUUGUUAUUUGGUAGUUACCUGCGUAGAGGAUUGUACAUGAAGAGAAGGUUGAGUAAACGCAGCCCUGCAUCAGACAACCAGGUGAACUUAUUCUUCAAAUUGUUGUAUGGUUGUUUCCUCAAACUGUACUGUCCAACUAGGGGAAGACGAGUGAAGCCCUGCAAAAUUUUAACACAACAGACAGGGGUUAACCAACAAUAUCCUUUUUUUGAGGAGAAACUACUAUCAUUGGUUGUUGCAUAUUAUAAAAUUAAUCAACAUUAAAGUGACUCAAAUUAAACUUAUGGAAUGGUAAAAUCCUAAAUUCUGUGAUUGUUUAGGAGAAAGUAGUACUGAGCGAUUGGUUUGAUUUGGGGUCGGUUUUGGUUAGAUCAUAAAACAACAAUUUUCAAUUUGAAAAUGUUUUUUAGACAUUAAAUUCCCUAUGCAUUAUCUGGGUUGAAUGCUAUAACACAAAAUAAAACAAUGAAUAAAAACAUU